CUGCUGGAGCGCUCGCUGCUCAGUGGCUCGGCCCUGCGUCGGGAGCGGGGAUCCAAGGUGGGAGAAGGCCUCUUCACCCGGCGCCUGGGCACAGCUGCCUGGCACCGAGCCCGCGCUCCCCGAGCAUCCGGCCACGGGUCCGCGACGCCUUCCGUAGCUGAGCAGCCUACAACUAUGUCCUACUGCAAGACAACAUCAGGUGAAGAUGUGCGUGAUUUCAGCAAGGUGCUGAAAAAUAAGUUCAGAUCAAAGAAACACUUUGCCAAACAUCCUCGCUUGAGUUAUUUACUAGUACAAACAGUUCUAGAAGGCGAGAAGCUUGAGAGGACACAAUCAUCGCCUUGGAAGCUUCAUCACGAUACUACUUUGAUUCUUCUUCCCUCUUCAGAAAUGCAAUGUGCAAAUUCAAUUCCAUGGUUUUGGAAGUCCCAUUGAGAACACGAUUCAUUUGUGCCGGCAUAAUGCUCUGACCGAGAAAGAAUUGAAGGUUAAAAGUCUACACCUUUUCAGUUCACUGCAGUGCUGCAUAAUGAAGACUUGGAACAAUUUUUUUUAUGAAGUAGAAAAUCAGUGUGGUUUGUUUUCCAAAAUGUGAUGUGUAAGUGCAACACUUAACAGUGUGUUCAUCAAACUAUUGUUUCCUUUGAUCUUUGUGUUGCAGAAAUUUCUAGAAUCAUUUCAGAUAUAUUUUCCUUGAUAUAUUUUAGCAGCUUUCCUGGAGCAAGUCUGUUUUCCUUCGGAUGAGACGACUUUCAGACAUACUCCCUUUAUUAUGAGAUAUA
Stegostoma tigrinum is the source of this 782-nucleotide messenger RNA. RefSeq names its product utrophin-like. Gene Ontology annotation, cellular component: plasma membrane. NCBI's taxonomy places the organism in Eukaryota, Metazoa, Chordata, Chondrichthyes, Orectolobiformes, Stegostomatidae. The coding region runs from base 175 to 435 and encodes 86 amino acids. Gene Ontology annotation, biological process: synaptic signaling. The transcript is spliced from 4 exons. The record is from RefSeq and is a predicted model, not a curated record.